AUGUUGGACGAGCUGGACAACGUCUUCGACGAGCAUCCGUCGCUGGAUGCCUCGCUCGAGGACUUUGAGAACAACAGCAAUGCGCACCGCUCCCCGCUCUUCGGCAUCCCAUCCCAGCACUCUGGAUUUCGGUCAGAGGAGUCGGACGGUGAAGUUGAUGACCCCACUGUGGCUGAUCGCUGGUCGCCGCCUGGCUUGCGCCAGCAUGACUAUGUCCAGGGCAGUGGCUGGUACCGCCAUCAGCCCUACGGGCGGAAGGCGCGCCUCAAUGCAGACCGUUUUGAAUUGAAGCCUACCGUCGGGGUGAACAUGUCGCCGUCGCAGUCGCGCGAGCCAAGCCCACAGUAUGAGGAUGCGCUCGAAGGCUUGACGACGCAUAAGAUAUGUGAAGACGGCGAUGUCGAUGUGACCAUCGCGGCCAAUGUACCUCUACCUGGCAGCGCUGGUACCCCACAGACAGGAAGAUCCCCCAGCCCAGUUCCACCGCAGGGCCCCAGCGCAGCGCGCAACCGCCCCGAGGAUGACGGAUCGGGCUUUGGUGCAGAGAAUCUGAGUAAUUACAUCCGUUUUGCGGUACGCGCAGAAGUCCAGCAUCGCGAACCCAUUGCCGCCCUCUUUGGCUACCUUCGCGGCAAGUUGGACAGGAUUACUAGCUCCAAGUCCAACACCACCCUGUCGGUCCUCAUCCUCCUUCUUUCCGUCGCAUUUAUGCGCGCAUUGUUCCUCCCGGGCCUACCGCAGGCUAUUCCCGAUUUGGUCAAGCUGUCAGGUUUUGCGCGUUCAUUUGAGCCUCUGAUUUACUACUCUGAGAAUGGAGUUCAGCAGAUUGGGACGUUGCAGGAGACAGGUGUUGCAGUCUGGGACCUCAGCGAGUCAGUACGCGGCACGAACAUGACCAGCGCACCCGUUAUCGUCCGACAACUAGAUGAGCUGUCCGACUCGCUCAAGUCACUCUCCCUAGAGUUGACCCGGUUCUUCGCCAAUGUUGAUUCGGACGUGGAUUCGAUCCUGAUCGUCAUGGAUUGGGCCAAGCGCGAGCUCGAAACCCUCUCCGCCCAACCACCCAGCACACUGCCAACAAUCGUCUUCGACAACAUGCACAACAUGCUUUCCCGCCUCGGUGCCCUCGAGUAUACAGCCGAAGUCUCCGACGGAGGCAGCCCAGCUGCCGCAACAACGACCACCACGCUCGGCCACGUAGUCAUGGCCGUCUUGGGCCCCACGUCGGCGCAGCGCACCCGUGCUACCCUCACCCGCACCUUCACCGAGUUCCUUUCCGUUCUUGAAGAGUCGAUCAACAGCGAAUUGACACACUCGACCGCCCUCUUCGCCCUCUUCGAAUCCAUCGACCGCCAAUUCCUCAACCUGCAACGCACCGUCGUCCGCGAAUCCGACGCGCAGGAGCGCGCCGAGGGCGAAAUGCUGAGUUCCCUGUGGACACGCGUACUCGGCCCCGACGCAGCCGCCGUCCGCAAGUACGAGAAGAACAAGAAACUUCUCGCGAACGUGCGCAGCCGCACUGUGGCCAAUAAACAUCUCCUCGUGGACCACCGCGGGCGCCUGCUCACGCUGAAGGUGAACCUGGAGACGCUGCGACGGAAGCUCGUGAGCCCGCUUGUUCGCCGGAAUGACUCGGUGAGCUUUAUGGGUGUUGAUGGUGCGUCUGGCUCGGGGAGCUCUGGAGUGGCGGGACGCAUGCUGGGUCCCGUUGAAGCUGUCAUCGAUAGCCAGAUCAAGGGGUUAGAGGGGACCUAUGAGUACCUUCGGUCUGUGCGGGAGCGCCAGAAAGCCAAGUUAAUGGAGAUGGUGUACGGUGCAGGGCGGAAACCGUCUUUGUCGAUGUUUGAUGGGAUUGAUGGGCAGGAGAAGGGGAUUGAGGGGGCAUAG
Molecule: messenger RNA, 1887 nt
Organism: Penicillium canariense
Lineage: Eukaryota; Fungi; Ascomycota; Eurotiomycetes; Eurotiales; Aspergillaceae
Exons: 2
Coding region: 1-1887 (628 amino acids)
Source: RefSeq, a predicted model, not a curated record